AUGACCUUUCAGACAGACAUCUGCAGCAAGGAGGCGUGGCAGUGUGAGGUCGCGGACGGCGCUUCGGGGGCGCUGCAGGUGGUGGAGCUGUAUGCAGACUGGGCCGGGCCCUGCAAGGCUGUCAAGGAGCUGUUUCGCAAGUUGUAUUUCGACCAUGGGGAUGGCGGCGCAACUGGGGUGCCCCUCAAGUUCUACACGGUGAAUGUUGACCGUGUCCCCGCUCUGGAGCAGCACAAGGGGCGCUGCCAGCCGCUGUUCAUGAUGUAUAAGGACGGGCGGUUGCUGGACAAGGUGGAGGGAGUGGAGGGCCCGAAGCUCACGCACCUGGUGACGUCGCUGUUAAGAAAAUAG
Molecule: messenger RNA, 351 nt
Organism: Monoraphidium neglectum
Lineage: Eukaryota; Viridiplantae; Chlorophyta; Chlorophyceae; Sphaeropleales; Selenastraceae
Product: Dynein light chain, flagellar outer arm
Exons: 4
Coding region: 1-351 (116 amino acids)
Source: RefSeq, a predicted model, not a curated record